ACAAAUAAUAAUUUCAAAGAGGUUGACCGGACUACCUAAGCGAUCACAUCACAUCGAUCGAAGAAGAAGAAAAAAAGACAAAACCCCCUCAGAAACGAAACUCCGACAAGAACAAAGCUUUUGUUUCUGUAAUGGAGAUUUGAGGAAAGAAGAAGAAGAGAUUGAAUAAAUGGUGGAGGGUUGGCGAAAUGGGUUUCGAGAGGCGACGAAUUCGAAGCCUCUGUUCGUGACGAUCUACGCGACGGUGAUCAUCGGCGUUCUCGUCUCCUCCUUCUAUGUCUUCUCUACUGUCUACUCUCCCACCAAUGGCUCCACCUCCUGGCUCUCUUCUCCUCCUCUUCCCAUUUCUGGCCGGAUCCACAAACUUCCACAAGAGAAUGCAACGUCUCAGUUACCAGUUGCACCACCACCACAACCAGAGGCACUUCCACCGCCACCAGAAGGCAAAUCAUCGGGUAAAAUCUGGGUGUCUCCUCCUAAAGACAAGAAGAUGCCACCUCUCGAGUCCUUCAAACUGACCAAAGAGCUGUUUGGGGAAAGAGUAAAAGAUAACGUGAUAAUAGUCACAUUUGGGAACUACGCUUUCAUGGAUUUCAUCUUGACUUGGGUUAAACACUUGACCGAUUUGGAUCUCUCCAACAUUCUAGUCGGUGCGAUGGAUACAAAGUUACUAGAGGCUUUGUACUGGAAAGGCGUUCCGGUUUUCGACAUGGGAAGCCACAUGAGCACAGUUGACGUCGGUUGGGGCUCCCCUACCUUUCACAAAAUGGGAAGAGAGAAAGUCAUCCUCAUUGAUUCCGUCUUGCCUUUCGGUUACGAGCUUCUCAUGUGUGACACUGACAUGGUCUGGCUCAAGAACCCUCUGCCUUACUUGGCACGGUACCCUGACGCUGAUGUUCUGACAUCAAGCGACCAAGUCGUUCCCACGGUGGUGGAUGACAGCUUGGAUAUAUGGCAACAAGUCAGCGCCGCAUACAACAUAGGGAUCUUCCACUGGCGUCCAACGGAACCCGCCAAGAAGCUGGCGAAAGAGUGGAAAGAGAUUCUCUUAGCAGACGACAAGGUCUGGGACCAAAACGGGUUCAACGAGAUCGUCAGGAGACAGCUAGGCCCAUCGGUGGACGGUGAUAGCAGCAGCGGACUCUUCUACGCUUACGAUGGUAGUCUCAAGGUUGGGAUCUUGCCUGCUAGCAUCUUCUGCAGUGGUCACACUUACUUCGUUCAGGCUAUGUAUCAGCAGCUCAGGCUAGAACCAUAUGCCGUGCAUACCACGUUUCAGUACGCAGGUACCGAAGGGAAACGCCACAGGCUUCGAGAAGGGAUGGUUUUCUUUGACCCGCCUGAGUAUUACGAUGCACCAGGAGGGUUCGUUUCGUUCAAACCGUCUAUACCAAAGAGUUUGUUGCUAGAUGGGAAUCAUACCGUUGAGUCACACUUUACACUCGUUAACCACCAAAUGAAACAGAUCAGAUCAGCUCUAGCUAUUGCCUCUCUACUGAAUCGUACGCUGGUGAUGCCACCGAUAUGGUGUAGGUUAGAUAGGCUUUGGUUUGGACAUCCCGGUACUCUUGUUGGAUCUAUGACACGUCAACCUUUUAUCUGCCCUCUUGAUCAUGUCUUUGAGGUCAAUAUCAUGCUAAAGGAGAUGCCAGAGGAAGAGUUUGGGCCCGGGAUUGGUAUCAGAGAAUAUUCUUUCCUAGAUAAUCCGUCGUUACCAAAACAAGUUAAAGAGUCAUGGCUUGAUGUUCAGCUUUGUCAAGGAUGCGAGGCAUCGAAUAUCACAAGCUCCUCGGGGGCGGCUCUUAAGUUCCCAAAGCGGAGCAAUGAAGAUACGUUCAAGGCGAUUUUCUCUUCCUUCAACGAUGUCAAAGUGAUCAAGUUCUCUUCAGUUGAAGAUGCUUUCACCGGAUUUUCGGACAAGGGGAAAGAAGAGAGAUUCAGAAGACGGGUAAAGAGAUAUGUAGGGAUAUGGUGUUGUGAGGAGAACAAGACUCCGGGACAUAUUUACUACGAUAUGUACUGGGACGAGAAACCUGGUUGGAAACCUGUUCCUCCACAGACACCAGAAGAGGACCAUCCUCCUCUUUGAUGAUGCUGCGACCCACUCAGCUAGAGAAGCUUUUAAGAAGCAGAAACUAUAGGCGAUUUCUUAGAUCACAAGGAAUCUUAAGAGCUUUUUUUUUCUUUUGCAUUUUCUUACAGCCUUUUACUACUGUAAAAUUGAACCUUUCUUCUGUUUCUCUUUCUCUAAUGUAUAAUCAUGUUUUAAUGAUAGGUUUUGUACACGAAAAAAAAACAUUUUCUCAUAUAAUUUAUCUAUUUUAUUCCAACAAA
This is a messenger RNA of Raphanus sativus (radish), 2334 nucleotides long. Its product is annotated as arabinosyltransferase XEG113-like. Gene Ontology annotation, biological process: cell wall pectin biosynthetic process. Gene Ontology annotation, molecular function: arabinosyltransferase activity. The record is from RefSeq and is a predicted model, not a curated record. The coding region runs from base 170 to 2089 and encodes 639 amino acids. Lineage: Eukaryota; Viridiplantae; Streptophyta; Magnoliopsida; Brassicales; Brassicaceae. The transcript is spliced from 8 exons. Gene Ontology annotation, cellular component: Golgi apparatus.